UAGCUCUUUACUCCUAUGAGAAAAUCCAUAAGCAAACGUCAGACUGUGCGUGAAACAUGGCGGACUUCGUACUAUCCUUUCACUCCAUCGAAAAUUCCCAUAAGAAACUGUCUACAUUUGCUGGAAGAGCAAAUUUUUCGACAGUGCCGUCAACGCCAAUAGUGAAGCGUCAUUUAUUUAGAAUCAGAGUGCCACAUACAUCAAUCGCCACCUGUGAGUGAUAUCAGUGUUUAUUAUUUACUUUUCUAUUUAAGUUGAUUCACUUCAGUUGUAAGCGUGAUUAUUGUGUUUUGUACAUUCAUAUGAAUACGAAAGGAUUAUAAUUUUACUGCCCAAAUCGGAACAAAUCGAGCACUACUAGUUUGUACCAAUCUUCAUACCAUUUUGUGGAUAUUUUUGACAGCUGACAUAUUUCAUGAACCGUGAAGUUUAAGAGAAAUAAAUGCAGGAGUUAAUUUCCAUCCACCAUAACGUAUUCUAUUGAACAAUCUUAUCAGUAUUAAGAUGCUGUCUAGAGACCAGAAAUGCUUAGCACCAGUAUUUCAUUCCAUUCCACAAGAUCAAGUUAUCAAAGAAGGAGGCUCAGUGAGCUUUAAGUGCACAGUGCACAGUCAAUUAAGCUGCUGGUCUGUGUGGGAUAAAAAUGGAAUUAUCAGCAUUCCUUCACAUCGCAUAGUGCUCACUGAAUCAUCCAACACCAAAUGUUUGAAAAUUACAAACGUUUCAUCAGCAGACUCAGGAUUUUAUAGAAUCACAGUGGAAAAUGAUCAUGGACGCGUCGAAGCAUCUAUACAAUUGAAAGUAGCAGUAGGUUCACAAGGUUGUAGUAUUUCGACCAACGCUGAUAAUGCGCCAAUAAGAGUUAAGCGCCAAUUAAUGAAACAUUCCACUGGAUCGGACAUGAUUGUACUAGCGGGACAAUAUCGAUCUUCAUCAGUUACAUCGUUGAAAGUUUAUUCAAAUGGAAAAAUGCUGGAUGAAGACGAAAUAACACACGUUAUAGUGCACAACCAUUAUGUAAUUAUUAUUCAAGAAUACAAUACAUUCGGUAUGACAAAUUAUUGCUGCAUAUUACAAAGCAUGUCCGGAAAAACUACAGGAAUGGUUGCGCAGGUUUCCACAAAUAAAGAUUCGAACAUGUUACCUCCAAUUAUUGUUGAGCAUUUACCACCUUUAGUUACAUCAUUUGAAGGAUACGAAACAGAUCUUCUGGUUAGAGUCGAAUGCAAUACAGCCUUUACUUAUGUUUGGCUUCGCAAUGAUGUAGUAAUUGAGGAUUGCCAUGAGUUCAGGUAUACUGAUCAUGGACAAGGUGUGUUGUCUCUUCGUAUCAUUGAUCCAUUCCUGUUAGACUCUGGAGUUUAUAAAUGUAUCAUCACUUCUGUUGGAGGUUCCUGUAAAUCACAAUGCUGUGUCAAAUUUGAGGAAUCAAUUUGUGAAAGCAAAUCGUUGCCACAAAUAAUGCUUUAUCCGCAAUCGUAUGUGGCAGAGCUUGGAUCAGCGGUGAUUAUUUGUGCACAUGUUACUCCACCGAAUUGUAACAUUGAAUGGAAAAUUUGUGGCUCUAUAAUCGAAAAAAAUAAUAAGAACUUUCAGAUGAAAACGAACGCGGAUGGUCUUCACUUUUUUUUUAUAAAUAAUGUUAAUUACAAUCAUUGCGGAGAAAUACAAUGCAUGGUUACUAUCCAGAAUCAUACCAUGACUACUACGGCAUUCACGAUGUUAACUGUUAUGCCAUGUAUAUCGAAUAAGAGAUUACUGCCAGAUUCAACUGUAGUACAAGAGCCAUAUUUUUUAAAUAUAAUGAAGAAUUUUAGAGUUUUUACUGGAACUAAACUUAGACUCGAAGUUUUAUUUAAUGGUUACCCGGAGCCCCAAGUUAUAUGGAUGCGUGCGGGUCGUCCAAUUGAGGAUACCAAUGCAUCGAUUACUACAAAACCUGGACAUUCUAUUCUUACAAUAGAUGGAAUCAAUGCUAACCAAAGUGGAAAAUAUGCCGCGUUUAUAAUAAAUAAUUACGGAAGUGACAUAAUGUCUGCAUCUGUAAGCGUUGAGGGCCCUCCUGAUCCACCUAGUGGAAAACCAAGUAUUACGCUGGAUUCUCAAGGCAUGAUUGUUACAUGGUGUGGACCACCUUAUGAUGGAGGAUGUGUGAUCUCGGGAUUUCUAUUGGAGAUUAAAUGCAUGGAUGAUGAAUGGAACGUGCUGGCAAUCGUAUUUGAUUCUCUGUCUUACAUGGUUAAAAAUUUGAUACCUAAUAAAUCCUACAGUAUUAGAAUAAGAGCAAAGAAUACGUAUGGGUACAGUGAUCCAAGUUCACCAAGCGAUAAUGUUACAUUUCCACAGUAUGAUACAUUCAAAGAAGAAAAAAAUUGCUGGACAAACUACGAGGUUCAUCGUGGUGAGGAGUUUACAUCAUUGUACGAAUCAUUGGAAGAACUUGGUCGAGGUAGAUUUGGAGUUGUGCAUAAAGUCCGUCAGAGACAAACAGGUGAUAUACGUGCAGCAAAAAUGGUUAAGUGUAUCAAAACUACCGAUAAAAAAAAAGUGCAAGAGGAAAUUGCCAUUAUGCGAUCUUUACAGCAUCCCAAGUUGUUGCAGUUGAUACAGUACUUCGAAGCAUCUCGUGAGACCAUCAUGGUAAUAGAGUACAUUAGUGGUGGAGAACUGUUUGAAAGAGUAGUAGCAGAUGAUUUUACUCUUACUGAGAAAGAUUGCGUUAUGUUCAUGCGCCAAAUAUGCGAAGGAGUCAAUUAUAUGCACAAUUUAUUAGUUGUUCACUUAGAUCUAAAACCUGAAAACAUCAUGUGCAGCACUAGAAACAGUCACCAGAUCAAAAUAAUCGAUUUUGGAUUAGCCCAGCAACUGUCUCAUAACACAUCAGUAAGGGUACUGUUAGGUACACCAGAAUUCGUUCCUCCUGAAAUCAUCAACUAUGAGCCUAUCGGCCUGCAAUCCGACAUGUGGAGCAUUGGAGUAAUUUGUUACGUUUUGUUGUCUGGUUUAUCUCCCUUCAUGGGAGAAACUGAUGUGGAUACAUUCAACAACAUAACAAGAGCGGAAUACGAUUUUGAUGACGAUGCAUUUAAUAUAGUCUCGGAAGAAGCUAAAGACUUUAUAUCUGGAUUACUUCUUUAUCGGAAAGAAGAUCGACUUUCAGCUGCACUAUGUUUACAGACGAAAUGGUUAUCGCUAGAUUCGGAAACGCUUGCAAACUCGAAAAUUUGCACACACAAACUGAAAAAGUUUAUCAUUAGAAGAAAAUGGCAGAAAACGGGAAAUGCAAUUCGAGCCUUAGGACGCAUGGCUUCGUUAUCUGCCUCAAGAAGAAACUCAUCUGCUUUAUCAAACACUGGAUUAAAAUCAAAUUCAUGGAAUCAAGAAUGUACAGUGCGAAAUAAAACUAUUGAAAUUCAGAAGGAUAAUUUAUGAUCUGAAACAUUAAAGUUAACUGCGGGCGGCUAUCUACUAACCACGAUUAGUUUAUAGGAAUGACAUAUUUUUGGAUGGUUGUCCACGGUUCUAUCAUCCAUAAAAAAAAAUCAAGGUGGUUUGUGGACCGUCGCUGUCAACAGUUCA
Messenger RNA from Ochlerotatus camptorhynchus, 3579 nucleotides. RefSeq names its product myosin light chain kinase, smooth muscle-like. The record is from RefSeq and is a predicted model, not a curated record. NCBI's taxonomy places the organism in Eukaryota, Metazoa, Arthropoda, Insecta, Diptera, Culicidae. Bases 505 to 3432 code for a protein of 975 amino acids. Gene Ontology annotation, molecular function: ATP binding; axon guidance receptor activity; protein binding. Gene Ontology annotation, cellular component: plasma membrane; nucleus; cytoplasm. Gene Ontology annotation, biological process: protein phosphorylation; intracellular signal transduction; synapse organization. The transcript is spliced from 8 exons.